Messenger RNA from Pogoniulus pusillus (Red-fronted tinkerbird), 8015 nucleotides. RefSeq names its product RNA binding motif protein 20 (gene RBM20). Gene Ontology annotation, cellular component: nucleus. The record is from RefSeq and is a predicted model, not a curated record. Gene Ontology annotation, molecular function: zinc ion binding; mRNA binding. Gene Ontology annotation, biological process: regulation of RNA splicing. Bases 258 to 3989 code for a protein of 1243 amino acids. The transcript has 14 exons. Lineage: Eukaryota; Metazoa; Chordata; Aves; Piciformes; Lybiidae.
CGCCAGCGCUGCUGGGCUCCCGUGCGGCGCCGGCCGCCCCCGGUCGGUAGCGGCAGCCCUCCCGCAGGGCGGGCUCAGCGCAGGGGGCUGCCUGUCCUGCGGUCGCCAGCCCGGCUGCAGCUCGGCGAGAGGGGGGGUGGCGGGGGAAGCUCGGUUGCCUCCAGGACCGGUUCUCUGCCCCCUCCUUCUCGCCCUCCCUCCGCCGCGGCGGAGGUCUGCGCGGCUAACCGCGCCUCUCACCGCAGGGGCCUCCCCGUAUGGUCCCCGCUGCUGCCAUGAGCCAGGCCCCGGCCCCCCGCGGCCCUGACCCGCCGGAGAGCGAUGCCCACAGUGGAGCCCCCAGCCGGGGCCCCGGCCGAGGGAUGCCGCCGCCGCCCAGCCUGCCCCAGCUCCUCCACAAUGCUGCCAAGCUCCUGGAGAAGAGUCCAUUCUCUGUUGGUGCCCCGAGCCCCCUGCUCCCCUCGCCGGCAAGCCUGCAGCUGGCGCAGCUCCAGGCACAGCUCACGCUCCACAGGCUGAAGUUGGCUCAGACUGCCGUCACCAACAACCCAGCUGCUGCCACUGUCCUCAACCAGGUGCUCUCCAAAGUGGCCAUGUCUCAGCCACUCUUCAACCAGCUGAGGCACCCCACCAUGAUGAACACCCCACAGGGCCAUGCUGCAGGACCACCACAGGGGCCCAACAUUGCCAGCACAAGGUUCCCCUCUGGUGGCAUUGCCUUUCCGGCCCAGACCCCAGCCUUAGCCACACCAGGAGGUGGCCUGGGUCCUGUCCAGGCUCAGACCCCCAACGCCAUUGUCAUGAGUCCCUUUGGAGGUGUCAUGGCUCCAGCCUCUGGCCAGCAACCCAUGGUGGUGGGUCUAAACAAGGCAGGUGCCUCCAGUUCUGCUGCUGUGGGGGGCUUUUAUGAGUACAACAAGCAAAACACUACCGCUGCCACCCCUCAGGCAUACACCUUGGAGGGGGACCAGCCUGGCCAGCACGGCUUCCUUGCCGGCGGGGCCCAUGCAGCCUCCUCAGUGACGGGGCCACGCUACGAGGGUCACUUUGGGGCUCCCAACCAGCUGCAGCAGGAGGCAGCGGUGGCCUUUCCCAAGGAGGCCUACGGAGCAGCGGCACAGCAUGGAGCAGCACGGCCCUUCCCCAGCGACCCGCACGCCAGCUCCCAUCCGAAAGGAGAGCCUGGCCCUGUCUUGCAUGGCAGCAGUACAAGCAACCAGUGGGAAAAUAUCCCUAAUUUCUCCAGCCAAAACAAGCCUGACCUCAUGCCCGGCGACAGCCUGUGGCCGUCAGCAAGUCAGCAGCAGUAUGAAAUAAGAAACGAGAUCUACAACCCUGAAGAGCCGACACCUGACACAAAGUUCAGUGCAGCCACCCCCCCAGCCUUCGGCCGCCUCAACCACAGCAAGCAGAGCUUCGGCAGCCCUCGCAUGAGGCAGAAGGAGGAGCGGAGCGGGGGUGUGCCUGACCUGCCCGCCCGCUCCCUGCCGCCGCACCAGUUGGGCGACCUCCACGGCACGGCCCCACUCCACUUCCCCCACGUCUGCACCCUCUGUGACAAGAAGAUCUUCGAUCUGAAGGAUUGGGAUCAGCACAUUAAAGGAAGUCUUCACAUCCAAAAAUGUAUGGCUUUUUCAGAUAACACUGGUAUUCGUUGUGUGUUGAACUCAGCAGAUGGAGCAUUGCAUUUAUCACCAAACAAUGCAGCAGUUUUUAAUCCAUCUAGUAUCGAAGAUUAUCCACCAAAUGUCGGCGCAUCAUUUAUCACUACAUCAGCAAGAUCCUUUGGGCAGCCAGGUCCUACAUUUUCUUCUCCUUCAUCAGGGUUUCCCCAGAGGAAAUCUACACUGGGUCGCGUUGUUCACAUCUGUAACCUCCCUGAGGGAAGCUGCACAGAGAAUGAUGUCAUUAACCUGGGCCUCCCGUUUGGAAAGGUCACCAACUAUAUCCUCAUGAAAUCUACUAAUCAGGCCUUUCUGGAAAUGGCUUACAGUGAAGCAGCACAAGCCAUGGUGCAGUACUACAAAGAAAAGCCUGCUAUGAUAAACGAUGACAAGUUACUUAUUAGGAUGUCUAAACGAUACAAGGAAUUGCAGCUGAAGAAACCAGGUAAGAACGUGGCUGCUAUUAUCCAGGACAUCCACUCACAGAGGGAGAGGGACCUGAUGCGUGAAUUAGACAGCAGGUAUGGCACGGAGAGGCCCCGCUCUCGCAGCCCCAUAAGCCGCUCCCUAUCACCCCGGUCGCACACUCCCAGCUUUACUUCCUGCAGUUCACCCCACAGCCCGAUGGGAACUGGCAGGACUGACUGGGGAAAUGGGAGGGAGUCGUGGGAUCAGUCUCCGUAUUCUCGACGGGAAGAGGACAGAGACAGCAGAGAAUGGCGAGAGAAUGGGGAUGAGAAGAGGGACAGGACUGACACAUGGUUACAUGAGAGGAAACAUUAUUCCCGACAGCUGGACAAGUUUGAUUUGGAUGAACGGAUUGAAGGAAGCAGGGGGCACAGGGAAAAAUAUUUAAGGAGUGGUUCCCCUGGCUCCCUUCACCCUUUAUCUGGCUACAAGAGCAGAGAAGAUGACUACUACCGAAAAACCUCCAAGUCAAAAUCUGACAAGUUUCAGAGGCAGCAGCAGGAUUUACCUGGCAGAUCGAAGAGAAAGGAAGAGGGCAAGUCAAGGGAACGCAGGCACUCUUACAGCGAGGAUGCUGCCAGGGACGAGGUGGCUGAGCAGAAGCACAGCAAAGCAUCCGAGGGCUCCAGGCAAAAACAAAGUGAUAAGAAUAAAGUGAAGAAAGCCGAAAAAGACCAAGAGGAAGAUGCUGCUGCUGAAGACAGUGAUGUGAAGGAAACCAAACCUCUCAAAAAUGAGCAUGGAAAAGAGGAGCAAGUUCCAGAGGAGAGCUCACCUUCGGCUGAUAAACAAGGAAAAGAAUCUGGAGAGAUUCUGGAAAACACAAGAAAAGAGAAGGACCGAGACUGGGAGAGUGGAAGUGAGAUAGAAGGUGAGACCUGGUAUCCUACUAACAUGGAGGAAUUAGUGACAGUAGAUGAAGUGGGAGAAGAUGAUUUAAUUAUGGAGCCUGAUAUAACUGAGCUCGAAGAAAUAGUACCAGUUGAUCAGAAAAAUAAAACUGCUUCAGAAGUGUGUCCCUGUAUGUCAGACACAUUAGAACUGAAAAAUGAUCACAGCCAUUUAACCAGAACUGAAGACAAAUUUGCCCAGGAAGCUUUAGAAACAAACUUCGGAUCAGCAAAGGGCAGUGUAGCUUCUGGCUGUCAGGAUGAUGAUGAAGAUGAUGAUAAUGAUGAUGUUGUAACUGAAGCAUCAAGCAUAAAUCUGGACUCUCAGCAGAAGCCAGAGGAACUUCAUGAAGACCAAUCUGCUAAGGAGUCUGAUGCCCAGCAGAAGGAAGGAAAAAUUGAUAAGAGCCCUGACACUUGUUUAGAGCUGGAAGAUCACCAUACACCUUCUGUUAAUCUGAAAGGAGAGACUCUCCAUCUCCCUGAUACGUUUGUAGAUGAGUACAAACAGAUGGGAUCACAAGGAGCUGAGAGUGGAGAAGUUAUGGAAAUGCUUGUUAAAAACACCAGUGAAGAAAGAAGACAUGGAAGCCAAGAGUGUCCAGAGGCCAAGGCAAAUUCUAGGUACCUCGAAACGAGAUCUUUGGAAUACCCAGAGGGAGACUCUAACAGGAGGCACUCUCCGCCAGGCUGGGAACAAGAGGAUGUCUUCACCGAGCUCAGCAUUCCCCUGGGUGUGGAAUUUGUGGUGCCUAGAACUGGGUUUUACUGCAAGCUCUGUGGACUUUUCUACACAAAUGAAGAGACAGCAAAGACAAAUCACUGCAGAAGUACUGUUCAUUACAAAAAUCUUCAGAAGUAUCUAUCCCAGCUUGCAGAAGAGAGCCUGAAGAUGAAGGAAGAAGGCAGCCAUCUGCCUCAGGAUGACACUGGCAUUGUUCCUCACUUUGCAAAGAAGAAGCUAUGAUAUGGAUGAACUGGAAAAGCUGUGAUGAGUGAAUGCUGAUACUUUAUUAUUUUUAUUUCUACAAUAUAACUGUCAAUUUGCACUGUACAGAGGAGGGGAAAUAAACAGCAUGUUCCAUGCAUCUAUGCCCGGAGUGCCAUUACAAACCAAAAUGCCUGAAACUGUUUCCCACGGUGAAGCAAUGCUGGCAUAUCUGUAAGAAGUGGAGCAAUUCUUUCUCACACUCUGCAUGCUGGGAGUGGUUUCCUAGAUUAAAUCAGAAUUCUCAGGGAUUCUUAAAGUUUUAAUUCUGAUGUGACACAUCAGGUCAGGCAGAGUGUUUAAAAGCACUCGCAUCCUUCAGCGGACACUGGAAGGAAAAGAGAUGUGACUAUAAAUAGGCUUCAAUGUUGCUCAAAAUACCUUCAGCCAUUUCACUCAUUGCUCCAGCAAGAAGUAGCAUUUGCAUAGGACAUCUAGAGCCAUUGUGCUAAAAGUAGUCUGUAGAUGGCAUAAUAUAAACCCCAUCGGCAUCCACCUUCGUGUGUCUCAGAGCUUGGUGAGAUGACAGAAUGUUUGUGUUGUGAAGCACUGACUGUACACUGACUGUGUUGUACGAACGCAGGGGGAGCCACAGUCUGUCCCAGGGACCUUAUAGCCUGAGUCCAGCGCAGCCAGAGCAAUGGGAAAACACCUGCUAACAGCCAGCCUGCCUGCUCUGCUCUGGGUUUCAGCUUUCCAUGGUGUGAGCAGGAUGUUCUCCAGGUACCAUUUUGUUUGAAACUCUUCUUUUUGAUAAUUCUAAAAGGUGCCAACUUUGAGUCUUACAGACUUGAAACUCUCACGAGAGGCUUUUUAAAGUGCCAAAUGUUCGGACCAUGUUUCUUUUAGACAUUUUCUUUGAGAUCCUUGCUUUUGGGGUCUUUUUGUUUGGUUUGUUUUUUUUUUUUUUUUCCAAGCUCGCUUUCUUUCAGCUUAGUAGUGUUGAAUUUUCCUGGUUUUCAUGGAAAGAUGCCAGACUUUUAAUACUGUUUUUGUAUUUUAUUUCCCUGAAUUUUUUAAGACGAAUACAACAACUGAUGGCUCACAGAGUGCUGCACUGAGAACACAGGAUGCACCAGCAGCUCUGGCAUUACUAUGAGCUAUUGUUUUUGCACAGUUGUUGCUUAGUAUUUUGCAAAGUCUCUUUGAAAUGCACUGUACAAGUUUCUGGUCCAUUUCAAUAGGGCUUUGUUGUAGUAAAGUGAACACGUAUGCAAACCACUGCCAGGAUUGAUCCCAGAGUCAUGCUUGUAUAAAAUACCCUACGUGAUCCAGGCAGAUGGGGAUUUGCAGACGUAUUUCCAUUCUUUGCCUGACUCUAAUAUUUAUCACAGUAUGUUCUGUAAAAAUUGCUGGUGCUGGAUGUCUUGUUUAGAUGUUGUGCAGAGCAGAUAGUUUCCCAGAAGGUUCUAUCCAACCCUAAGAAUGACAUGGAUGUCACAAAAUAUUGCAGUGGCUGAAUUGCCAAAACUGCUUCCACCAAAGUGUUUGUUCCAUUAUGUCUUAUGCCAGCAGCCAUGCUCAUUGUCUGAAGUACGCUGAAGUUGCCGCACAGUGUGUCUCAGAGGUGCCUGACGUUGUUGCCUGGAGCCCUCUGCCGUUACAUGGCCUGUGCUUUCCACUCUUUUUUUACCAGGAUGGGUUCAGAUUUCAUAUUUGGAAUUCUUGCUUCUUGCAAGCCAAGGGAUUCUUUGCAUCCCAAAUUCAUAUGUGGCAAAACCAAAAGAGAAGAGGAAAUGAAAAACAUUACAGGCUAAAUCCUCCUUUGUCCAGACUUGAAGUAUGUGAAGACUUGGGUCCAUCUGUCAUAUAAACCAGCUUUUGUUUGUUUGUUUUUCCCUCUAGGAAAAAAAUAUAAUAGUAAUACUGCAAAUCAGGUAUUUUUCCUUCAAGGGUUAGGUUUUUUUCUUUGACUGUUUGUUUUCCACAUUGCAGUGAAAUUUGAGCACAGGGCUGUUAGGGCAAGAGCUUGUAUUGCAAGCUGUGAGAUUACGAAAAUAGCAAUAAAGAUUGUGCAAUUGUCUUCUAAAGCACAGCUCUCAAAGCUGGCCGUGUAUCAUCUGAAUAUGAAGUUCCCUUCAUGCCCUUCAGCACAAUCUGAGCACAAGGGAAGGAAAUCACUACAAAUGCAAGUAUCAAAUCUUUGAAGCUAACCUUGCUAUCAAAGUGGGGCUCUCACCGGCCUAAUGGGAGCUUGUUAGACCAUGUGGUUAUGCUUAAUUGGAUGUGAGACAUAGCUGACUGUAUAUCAAAGUCAUAUGCCUCCAGCAACUUUAUCCCCAGGUAACCUCAAAUGAGAAAAGUAUCACUGUUAUUAUUCUUUAUUUGUAUUGCAGUAGAAACUACAGGUCCACUGCCUUUAUUAUAGGCACAGCACAAAUCCACAACAAAGACUUUCCCAGGCCAAAGAGUUUAAAAUCAGACCUUCUGAAAACAAGACAACAGGUGGAUACAGGCAAGCAAGGAAAGCAGUAGGUAACCAUGAGAUUUUGACUGGCAGCAGAAAAAUAAUUAAAAUGAGUGUCUACCCAGAGGCUUACUUUUGGAUUUACAGGAGAUGAUUCAAACAACUUUUCCCCCUCCUCUGGUUCUGAACCAGGUUCACUCCUAUUAUUCACAGCUUGCAUAUUUAAUCUUUUUUUUUUUCCCUGGCCAGUUGCAUUAGACAUGCAACAUCCCACCUUGAGAAAGUGGGUCUUGAUGUCCUUUAGACCCUGAUAACUUUAGUUUAGUUUUGGUCUCCAUCCAGGACUCCAAAAGCUAGAGUCUUGACCAAGCCUCACCAGAUACCUUGUUUGUGCUAUGGGUGCGGACCCUUGCUUGCUGCUGAGGAAGGAGGUGGCCCCAGAUGGCAUCUCUGCCAUAUGUAGUUUCCUCUUCUGGAGGUAGAUGAGUCAGAGGAGUGAUGCAGGUACAGUGCCCAACCCUGCAAAUGUGAUCAGAUGCAGAUGCAUUGGUAGAGGUGGUUUGGACACCUUGUACCUUUGGGCUCUGUCCAGGCACAAAAGCAAUCUGCAAAAUCCUGGGUACAGCCGAACAGGCAAUUCACCUUCUGAGAAGGUACUUCCUCCCCCUAAAACUCAACAUUUGAAAACACUUAAGAGCAAUCCCAAGUCUGAACUAACUCCUAAUGAUCCCUCUGAUUAGUUUUCACCCUGAUGCACUUUGAGAACUUGGAGAUAAUCUCCUUCCCUCUCCAACCAGGCCAUCAUGCAAUGCUGACAGGCACUCAACUCCUCAACUUCUCUCCACUACCUAUUGUGCUGAGGAAGAUGGCCAUUGUAGGCAGACUCUUACUUUUCUCAGCUCGUGUAAAAAUGCCUUGUUUCUUUUGGUUUAUUGUAUUUUUAAUCUUGACUUCUUUUAGGUAGCAUAAUUCAUCACUAUAAUCCACGCUGUUUAUUAUUAUGAGUAUAUAUAUAUAUAUCACAAAGCAGGCUCAGGUCUAGCCAUACAGAUAUUGAUAUUUAAAAAGAGGCUUCCUUAAUAUAUACAAACCAUUUCAACACAUUUCAACCAAAGAAUGCACUUUUUUAAUAGGGACUAUGUUGUUUUGGUGGGGUUGGUUUGUUUGGGUUAUUUUUUUUCCAUCUUUGUGAAAUCUGUAUUGAUCUCCAGUAGUCUUUAAUGUCAAUCUGCAAUUUGCUUUCUUUGAAGUAAAAAAUAAAAGAAUUAAACACUUGCCCCAUAAAACUAGACAAAGUUUCACAUUGGCUUUAACACUAAAUUAGUGUUAGGCUGAUUAUAUUCAGGGUUUUUCUAUUCUCUAAGUAUUAAGGCUGUGAUUUGUUGAAUUAUACUUGAACUGGACCAGAUGUACUAUUUAUUGAGCUUACAUAAUCUUGUUAAUUUAAGUUUUGGCUUGUAAACAGUUGGAAUUUGUUAGUACUUGUUUCAUAAUGUAGGAACUGUCACCAAUAUUAACUGAUCUAUGUAACUGAUUGCAAAGUGUUUCAAUUUGUGUUUCUUAAAAAGAAAGAUUUUAAUAAAGAGAAUUAUAAAGCA